AGGUACAACAUAUCUUCCCAAGGAAGCUCUUGGCCAUUAUGGAGGACAAUCCUUAUUUUUCUUGGUGUGGCAGCAAUCUUGGGAGUAACUAUUGGUCUCCUUGUUUAUUUUCUGGCAGUUGCAAAGAUUUACUAUUACCAAGUUGAAUUUCAUAUUUCUGGAGUCACAUACAAUAUUAGUUGUGAAAAUGCAAUUUCACCAGCUGGCACAAAUCUAAACAAAGACAUUGAGACUAAGAUGUCUGAUGCAUUUCAAAAUUCUAAUAUAUACAAAGAAUAUAUCAGCUCUCAGGUCAUCAAACUUCUUCCUCUUACCAUUGGUUCUACUGUGCAGUUAUUACUGACAUUAAAGUUUCCUCCUGCAAAGAGGAAUAACAUGAAGGCUGAAAUUGAACCUGUCUUACAUCAGAUGUUGCAAGACAAUAUGGCAUCCUGGAAUGCAGUUCCUGCUUCCAUUAAACUUACAGAAAUGAGCAAGGCUAAUGCUGAAUUACUUACCAACAACUGUUGUGGAAUGCGACUGGUCAACAGUAUAGCAGACAACCGAAUUGUGAAUGGGAAAAAUGCCCUUUUGGGGGUGUGGCCUUGGCAGGCCAGUCUGCAAUGGAAAGGUCUACACUUCUGCGGAGCCUCCCUGAUAAGCCGCAGGUGGCUAUUAACUGCAGCUCACUGCUUUGCUAACAAGAAAAAUAAUUUGGAAGAUUGGACUGUCAACUUUGGAAUUUCAAUAAAUAAACCAGUUAUGACACGGAAAGUUCAAAACAUUAUUUCUCAUGAAAAUUAUAACGAACAACUAAUGCAUAAUGAUAUUGCCCUCAUGGAACUUGCUGAAGAAGUCUCUUUUACUAAGGAUGUUCGUAAGAUUUGUCUUCCUGAUGCCAACCUGCAGCUCUCAGAAAAUGAUAGUGUUGUAGUCACAGGAUGGGGAAGACUUUCUGCAACUGGUCCCUUUCCAGUGAUCCUUCGACAGGCCUUUUUGAAGAUUAUCGACAACAAAGUUUGCAGUGCGCCAGGUGCAUUAUAUGGCCUUGUGACAGAUACAAUGCUGUGUGCUGGAUUCAUGUCAGGAAAAGCUGAUGCCUGUCUGAGAGAUUCUGGUGGCCCACUCGCUUAUCCUAACUCUAGAAAUAUCUGGCACCUUGUUGGAAUCGUAAGCUGGGGUAGUGGAUGUGGUGAAAUGAAUAGACCGGGAGUCUACACUCGAGUGACUUCUUUUCGUGAUUGGAUUACAGCCAAGACUGGACUCUGA
Molecule: messenger RNA, 1248 nt
Organism: Condylura cristata (star-nosed mole)
Lineage: Eukaryota; Metazoa; Chordata; Mammalia; Eulipotyphla; Talpidae
Product: transmembrane protease serine 11B
Exons: 9
Biological process (GO): proteolysis
Cellular component (GO): plasma membrane
Molecular function (GO): serine-type endopeptidase activity
Source: RefSeq, a predicted model, not a curated record